Momordica charantia (bitter melon) is the source of this 1156-nucleotide messenger RNA. RefSeq names its product early nodulin-like protein 17. The record is from RefSeq and is a predicted model, not a curated record. Gene Ontology annotation, cellular component: plasma membrane. Lineage: Eukaryota; Viridiplantae; Streptophyta; Magnoliopsida; Cucurbitales; Cucurbitaceae. Gene Ontology annotation, molecular function: electron transfer activity.
UUAGUAGCAAAGCAACCAAAGUACCAACAUUCUUAUCAGGCAUCACAUGGUAGCAGCCAAGGAAACAUAUUUCCAUCUCUCUCUCUCUUUUUGUUGGGUUUUGGACAUUCAAACAGAGAAUUGCGCCAAAAUCUUGAAAUUGCGAAUCAUCUGCAGAUCUCACACAUUUAUUCACAAAUAUAAUAAUGGAAUUGCCGUUGCCGUUKCCAUUGCCCCCACUCUCGAAUCUUCAUUCAUUAUCCAUUAUUUGGGCCCUUCCACAGCUGUCUCUGUCUCUGUCGCCGAGCCAUUGGUUUAUCAAAUCAACGCUCUUCCUCCUCCACUCCACUCAAAUUGAAGCUUGGCUCGCUCGCUCGCAAAAUGCACGCCUCGCACUCGCCGCACCUUGCAUUCUCCUUCCUCAUCCUCGCCGCCGCCGCCGCCGUCGUCUCCGCCACCGACCACAUCGUCGGCGCCAACCGCGGCUGGAACCCUGGCAUCAACUACACUCUCUGGGCCAACAACCACACCUUCUUCGUCGGCGACUUCAUCUCAUUUAGGUAUCAGAAGAUCCAAUACAAUGUGUUCGAGGUGAACCAAUCAGGGUACGGCAACUGCACCACAGAGGGGGCGUUUGGGAAUUGGAGCAGUGGCAAAGACUUCAUCCUUCUCAAGGAGGCCAAAAGAUACUACUUCAUUUGUGGCAAUGGGCAGUGCUACAAUGGCAUGAAGGUCACCAUUCUUGUCCAUCCUCUUCCUCCUCCUCCAUCUUCUCCCCUUGCCGCCAAGCAUUCCUCGCCCUCGUCUGCCCCGGCCCGGUUGGGUUCUUGGCCGACACGGAUUCAGGCUCUGCUCGUUUCUCUGGCUUUGAUCUGGUUUGGAUCUGAAUGGAUUUAGUUUUUUCUUAUCCAUGGCAGAAAACAACUAGUUUUAGUUCUGAAAUCCUUUCUGUGUUUUAGAUUUGGUUAGAAGAAUUGUGUGUGUCUCCCAAUUUCCAAACUUGUGGGAAGAUCAGGAAGGAACAUUGGUUUUGGUUGAUUGUUUUUUACUUUUGUGGGGUGGUUUUGAAUGCUUGGUUCGUUCUAAUUUGUAAUGACAAAUCCCAUUCAGGUUGUUGAAUUUCCUCUUCAGUUGCCCCCAGAUUGUGGGAGAAUGAGCAUUUGUCAUGGUUCACAAA